UGGGGGGGGGUGGAGCCAGCGACCCGGAAGCAGAAGUGAUUCCCACCGGCGGAGUGCUGGGAAGCGGCGGCGGAGAGCGCAGCGGGAGAGGCAGCGACGUAUCGGUGUGCAGCCCCGAACUAGGAAGAAGAUGCUUAUUAAAGUGAAGACGCUGACUGGGAAGGAGAUUGAGAUUGACAUUGAACCCACAGACAAGGUGGAGCGAAUCAAGGAGCGUGUAGAGGAGAAAGAGGGAAUCCCCCCACAGCAGCAGCGGCUCAUCUACAGUGGGAAACAGAUGAAUGAUGAGAAGACAGCAGCUGAUUACAAGAUCCUAGGUGGUUCAGUUCUCCACCUAGUGUUAGCCCUGAGAGGAGGAGGUGGUCUUAGGCAGUGAUAGACCUGUCUUCCAUUUUACCUCCUUUGCCCUGUCGCUCAUAAUGAGGCAUCAUAUAUCCUCUCAUUCUCUGGGAUGCCAGAGCCACUGACCCCUCUUCUGGAUGCCCAGUCUGUGUGUCUACUGGGGGCAGACUGUGAGGACCCCAGGAUGCAGUGUUCCUGGCCCAGAGGGACCUAGCUGGAUAUUGGGUUUUAGUUUGCGGUCCUGUGUGCUUCCCUCUCUUGUGGCUGUGUUCCUGGUUGUCAAUAAAAUAUUUCCUGGCUUUCUGGAA
Sorex fumeus (smoky shrew) is the source of this 650-nucleotide messenger RNA. It is a transcript of the gene NEDD8, whose product is annotated as NEDD8 ubiquitin like modifier. Gene Ontology annotation, cellular component: cytoplasm; nucleus. The coding region runs from base 131 to 376 and encodes 81 amino acids. The transcript is spliced from 4 exons. Gene Ontology annotation, biological process: modification-dependent protein catabolic process; protein neddylation; regulation of proteolysis. Gene Ontology annotation, molecular function: ubiquitin protein ligase binding; protein tag activity. NCBI's taxonomy places the organism in Eukaryota, Metazoa, Chordata, Mammalia, Eulipotyphla, Soricidae. The record is from RefSeq and is a predicted model, not a curated record.